AAGAGAAAAAAAAAAAAAAAAAAGAAAAGAAAAAGAAAAAGGUACCCUUUGCAUGACUAUAUAGAUAUUCUCAUUUUAAUAGUUCCUACACACAGCUACUACGGCAAGCAGCUACUAAGUAUUGUUUGUAUCAUUAUUCAUAGCCAGUCUCCUCUUCCAUUUCUGAAAAUAUGGGAAUCGUCAAAUCAGAAGAAAGGAAGAAGGCGGAGAUGGAAGAAUUCCGCCGCAUAUUGGUGGCAAACUCCGGCGUCUAUCGCCGGAAAGACGAAGAAUAUUUCAAAGGAAAGCGAUUUCCAUUCACAUCCAUCGACGACGACGACGAUGAACAAGGAGAUAAACUGGUCUGUGUUACCAGCGGCGUUUCCUUCUUAGGCCUCGCCAUCGUCGACCGCCUCUUGACCCGUGGUUACUCCGUUCGCCUCCUCGUCGACAAUCCUGAAGAUAUAGAAAACGUAAGAGAGAUGGAAAGAGGAGAGAGAAGGAUGAGUAAUGAUAAAGCCAUUUCGGCAGUAAUGGCGAAACUGACAGAGACUGAAAGCUUAUCAGAGGCAUUCAAUGGCUGUCGUGGCGUUUUCCAUACCUCUUCCUUUGUAGACCCCGCUGGUCUCUCUGGUUACACGAAAUCCAUGGUUGAGAUAGAAGUAAAGGUGACUGAAAAUGUGAUAAAGGCGUGUGCAAGAACACCAUCAGUGAAAAAAUGUGUGCUCACUUCCUCACUUUUGGCCUGUAUUUGGCAAGAUACAAGUCACCAAGACAUUUCCCCUGUCAUUAACCAUGAGUGUUGGAGUCAUGAAUCGCUCUGCAUAGAUAAAAAGCUCUGGUAUGCACUGGGAAAGCUGAGGUCUGAGAAAGCUGCAUGGAAGAUAGCUGAGGAAACGGGGUUAAAGUUGGUCACCCUUUGCCCAGCUCUCAUUACAGGUCCUCAGUUAUGUUGUAGAAAUCCAACAGCCACCAUUGCUUAUCUUAAAGGGGCAAAAGAAAUGUACGAAAAGGGUUUGCUGGCCACAGUGGAUGUGAAUAGACUAGCAGAAGCACAUGUAUGCGUAUUUGAGGCAAUGAGCAGGACAGCGUUCGGUAGGUACAUUUGCUUUGAUAAAGUGAUUGAAAGAGAAGAUGAUGCGGAGAAGCUAGCACAGCAGACAAACAUAUCAAAGAGUAAGAUAUGUGAGGGAACAGAAUCUGGAUUUAUCCACUCUGGAUUUCGAUUGUCAAAUACAAAGCUUUCAAAUCUCAUGUCAUCUACAUUUGGACGAUGUUACAGCCAGUGGCAUGGUCAAUACAACUAAAAGCACCCUUUUAAUAAGUCUUUAUGAUUUUAAUUACCUUACUUUUUGUAGUCAUAGACGUUUGCUUGUAAUUUUGUCUUUGAGAAAGAAAACUAGUUAGCCCUUGAUUAAUA
Messenger RNA from Ziziphus jujuba (common jujube), 1399 nucleotides. RefSeq names its product cinnamoyl-CoA reductase-like SNL6. The transcript has 5 exons. NCBI's taxonomy places the organism in Eukaryota, Viridiplantae, Streptophyta, Magnoliopsida, Rosales, Rhamnaceae. Gene Ontology annotation, biological process: steroid biosynthetic process. Gene Ontology annotation, molecular function: 3-beta-hydroxy-Delta5-steroid dehydrogenase (NAD+) activity. The coding region runs from base 171 to 1286 and encodes 371 amino acids. The record is from RefSeq and is a predicted model, not a curated record.